Messenger RNA from Corythoichthys intestinalis (scribbled pipefish), 3807 nucleotides. RefSeq names its product ankyrin repeat and MYND domain-containing protein 1-like. The transcript is spliced from 20 exons. The record is from RefSeq and is a predicted model, not a curated record. Gene Ontology annotation, molecular function: protein binding. Lineage: Eukaryota; Metazoa; Chordata; Actinopteri; Syngnathiformes; Syngnathidae. Bases 470 to 3700 code for a protein of 1076 amino acids.
UCUUGAACAGAAGGUUGUACUUUGGAGUUUUUUUUUUUUUUUUUUAAUUCUAAUUAUUUUAACUGGGUGGGCUUUACAGUAUGAUUUGGCUGGAGACUCUUUAUGAACUGGCAACUCUUGCCUACCAGUAGCCAUAUGAAUGUUUUAUUUUAUUUUUUAUUUUUUUUUACUGAAUGCACAAACUGCUCUCCAUUUUUCAUAGGUAGGCAGUGUCAUCCGGCUCUGGGCAUUGUACUGUAAAGCGCUCAAAAGCUGCGCAUGCGCAUUUUGACAACAUCCGUACAGGAUCCAAACAGUUGUCAAGACAACCAGGAAAGUUCUAAAUGCAAGUGAAAAACUUUUCAAGGGAAAAUAGACUUAUUAAAAUAACAAACAUUGUUAUUAUUCACGAACUAUUAUCAUUUUACUUAUGUGUGUGUUGAGGUAAAGUCCGACGGAAGACAAAAAAAAAAAAAAAACUCCGGUCCUAAUGUUGUCGAGACGGAAAAUUCUAACUGCGGGCAGGCUUCAUUGUGCAAAGGAGCGGCAGGCGGGGAGUCCGUCUCAGAGCAGAAAAGACAGUCUGGAGAAACGACAAGGAUUUGGUGUCCAAGAGUUUCCCGACGGCUCCAAAUAUGAAGGCGAGUUUUUCAAUGGCCUCAAACAUGGCAAGGGAAAGUACACCUGGAGAAGUGGAGAGUUCUAUGAGGGCUCUUUCUACAAAGACUACAGGCAUGGUGAUGGAAUGUACUGUUGGCCAACAGGCAACAAGUUCAUUGGCAAAUUUUAUCUUAAUUGGAGAGAAGGAUAUGGAAAACACAUUUUUCCUGAUGGAGCCACAUUUAAGGGUUUGUACCAUGCUGACCAGAGGUUUGGUCCAGGUGUGCUUAGUGAGCCAACGGGAUGUCAGGAUGUAGGUCUUUGGCAUGGGAAGCAUUUGAUGCAAAUGUGUAAUCCUUUACAAGGUAGCUUUUGCCUGAAAAACACCGAAUAUGCUGCCCUCAUGGAGCAAACUGCUGUCUUACAUUCUAAGAAUCAGGAUGCUUUACCGUGUAAAAGACUUCAGACAAAAACCAAAACAGAAUCUGAGACAGCGAAAGAUGACAUUUUGCCGCCGUAUCACGACAAUACUGUACUCCCCUACGGCACUGAAAAUUAUUCCACCAAUGGUGACCACCUUCCAUUGCCCCCCAGUAUUAGACGAGAGUUCGACCACCAGUUUUAUGGCCUGCUGCAGGAACAUGAUUCUCACCAGCAUGAAGGCUACAAAUGGGAUCCACGCUCCACUCUGCCAUUAACAACCAAAAUGCUGGCUCACAUUCACCAACACAGUCUGCAAUCUGAAACAUUGGACUGGGAUGUUGCAAAAGUUCUUUCUUCAAAAAGGGACCAUUUUGGUCCAAAAGGACCUUUGGAAGUAAUAUCAGAACAGUUGAUCCAGCAAGCCUCAAGAGGAGGACGAAAGGCUGUGUUAAAUAUUCUCCUAGACGGCCUUGUUCACCCUGAUGUAACAGAUUCUCAGGGAAACACUGCGUUGAUUGCUGCUACGAGAAACUGCCAUGAUGAUAUAAUCCAACUAUUAUUGGACAUGGGCGCUGAUAUUGACAAGCUGAAUUGUGAGGGCAUGUCGGCACUGUCUGUUUGUCAUGUCCUUUACUAUCCUUUCCAGUCUCUAUACUUGCCUCCAGGAACACCAGCCCAAACACAGGAUUUGAUAUCGCUGUGUAGAAAGAGACCUCAGAACAACCCAGAGGACACAAGUACAGAUUCAUCCAGCCAAAACGACAGAUCUCAGACAAGUGAUACAAUUGAGACCAAUUGGGAUUUUCUCUCUAAUCAGAUACAAGAGGAAUUAUCCGAAGGCCUCAUCUUUCAUCGCAGCAGUUGUAGUGAACUUUCCAGUUUCCUGAAUGAUCAAGAGACUCCUGCAGAAUACCAACAAUUACCAGUAAAAUACAGACACAGUGUUGAAACUGGCCAGGAGAGCAACAGGGAUGAGACAUUCCUUAUGGCAAAUAGUAGAGAAGGGCAGUGGAUAAGUAACAAAAACAAUAAUGGAUUCAGCAAUCAAAAAAUAAAAUUAAGCAUUUUGACAAAGUACAGUGAAGAAAAAAAGAACGAGGAGCUCCUUUUAGAGCGCUCCAUUCCAGUUAAGGAUGGUCACAUUAUACUGGGCCACGUGAAAUGGAAAGAAUAUUCACCUGAAAGUAUUAAGCAGGAAGGUAAAAAAACCACAAGCCCAUUACAUUCCACGUAUAGCUAUAACAUACAGGUCUCGGAAGAACUUUUACAGGGGGCAGCUGAAGCUCUGAGCCACCCUGGGUUGCCCCAUUAUUCCGACACUCGAGAGACUGUGCGCAAAAUGGCUGCCAUGAAGUUUAAGCAUCGUGUUCGUUUGCACACACUGAAUCUGCUGUUGGACCGGGGAGCUGACCCCAACAUUUCGAGAGUUCCCUUCCCUGUCCUCUUUUUGGCUAUUAUGGCUGCUGAUACCGAGACUGUUCGGAGGCUUAUUCUGUGUGGAGCUCAAACAGAUAUAAGUCUUUCACCUGAGAGGAAAGGUUUUUAUCCUCUACAUGUGGCUGCAGCACUGCCAGGCCCAGAAGGUCCCAAAAUCACAGAACUGCUCCUGCAAGCUUUAUCUGAUCCAGACGCACGAGCAUGUGAUCAGGAGGAAAUCUACGAACCAGAUAUAGUGUUCCUGAUGACAAGAAAAUCACGGCACACCAGUGAAAAGUCACGUCCUGAAGAAGGAGGUCGAACAGCUCUGCACAUGGCCUGCCAGAGAGAAAAGGAUCACCGUAACGCCAGCAAGGUGGUCUCCCUGUUGCUAUCCCAUAGUGCCAAAACAGACCUCCUCUGGAGUGGACAUUCACCUCUGUCAUUGGCUAUAGCAAGUGGCAACGAAAAGGCAGUUGAGGAGCUGUUAAAAGGAGGUGCGGAUCCCAACAUUCCCUUGGGUUGUGGAGUUGGAAAUGCCUUAUGUGCAGUCAGUAACUUCUGCUACGACUUGGAUGGCAAAAGGGAAAAACUGUUAGACAUGUUAGUAAAGGCUGGUGCUGACAUGUUGAAGCCAGUCCAGGUCGGUGAUAGUAUCGGAAAUGUGGUCGACUAUGCACAUCACUCCUUUGAUCAGGAUGUGCGUAUUGCCCACACACCCUUCCAUAUCCUCAGCAUGGAGGAAAGAGAAAUAUUUAAAGCGCGACAUCACCUGCUUAGCAUGAUGGGAAGUCUGCUAAGAGAGACAGCUAUCCAAAGAGAGAACGAACAACUGGAGAAACAGAAGGACCUCCUUCUGAAUUGUGAAAAUGCUCUUUCUCCUACUGAUGCUGACUCCAGACAUGAACUGAAAUCUUCCAUUGCUGUCAAACAAAGGUCCCCAUCAUUUAGGUUCUGCUACAACUGCGGGCGCUCUGCUGCUGUGAAGCUAACUGCUUGUAGUCGCUGUCAAAACGUUUUCUUUUGCUCUACAACCUGUAAACUUAAAGCUUGGGAUGAGAGACACAAGGAAGAAUGUCUGCACAAACCAGACUCUGUUGGCAGUUCGGCUGGAACACACACGUUUCCAACCCAACGAGACCCUAAAAUGUCGACUAAUGCAAUGCCUACUUUUAAAAUUACCAGAUCUUUAAAUGUUCAGUUAAAAUCCCAAAUUGUGGAAACUGCAGAUGUGCUAAACAAACAACUUGUAAACUUGAAUGAAAACUACAGUUACAAUUGAUGAAAUGCAUGACUUGUUGCAGUGGAGCGGGAAGUGGGGUGCUGAGGGUGCUGCAGCACCCCCUGGUGUUGGGGACAAAGAAAAUGGUUUUGGUAGAUUAUGUUGAU